This is a messenger RNA of Drosophila pseudoobscura, 712 nucleotides long. RefSeq lists its product as uncharacterized. Gene Ontology annotation, molecular function: procollagen-proline 4-dioxygenase activity. The record is from RefSeq and is a predicted model, not a curated record. NCBI's taxonomy places the organism in Eukaryota, Metazoa, Arthropoda, Insecta, Diptera, Drosophilidae. Gene Ontology annotation, cellular component: endoplasmic reticulum. The transcript has 4 exons. The coding region runs from base 91 to 669 and encodes 192 amino acids.
UCGUUCUGACGACUCUUUCCUACUCUUUUUGGGUGGAGGCAAACGAUGGGAAGGGUUCUUAUUCCAAUUUGGGCAUUAAAGGACUGAUAGAUGUGGAGGAGAAGUCAAAUGGUGGACUAUAGCAGUGUGCUCCAGAAAAAGAUCAGUUUGAUGCGUCGUUACAUUGCUUUGAUGAGAGUGAAGCAAACGCAUGCGGAACCCGACAGGGAGCAGUAUAUGGCCAAUCCCCUCCAAAGCUAUUCUCUGAUCCACCACAUGCACUUCGACUGGACGACUUGGCGUAGGCUCAUGGAGCAGUCACUAGGCAGAGAGCAAAUCUCUGAAAUCCGUGCACUAAUGCCCCAAAUUUCCAGAAUAGAAUAUGGUACCGCCAUGCAAGAUCUCAUCCACGAACCCAUGGCAGCAGUUCCGUUCGAUCCGGUGGAGGCCUUGGAGCUUGCUACCUUCGCAUACGACAAGGAGCGCCCCGAUCUCGCCGAGAUGUGGCUGAAUGUGACACUAUCCGGCUACCAGAAACUCAGUCCCAGCAAAAAGGAACUCUACAAAGUGCUGAGCGUGGUCAAAGAAAGUGAAGUGCAAAAGCUCUAUAAAAAGGUAAAAAAAAUUAACAAAUUGUUUUGGAUUUUUGAAUUGUUAAAAAAGAUGUUGUGGCUAUAUUACAAACUCUAAGUAAUACAUAUGAUGCUGUACUUCGCAAUCAGCUCUGUAAUCA